UAUAUUCUAAAACUAUAUGGAAAUUUGCAAGGAAGGAGAAGCCUAGGACGCGAAACGGGCUUGCUUGGGUCUGGCCAACUGAAUUACGAAGCUGCCCUUUCAGUCUAAUGAUAACCUAUAGAAAAGUUUAUAUCGUAGAGUAGGGAAACGCAAGAGUUGAUGUGAUUAGGGAUAGAUAUAAACAUCGAUAUAGCAGGUUUUUGUGUGCUUGAUAUCGUCGAGAAACGAAACAUAUCCGGCCCAAUUCGGCGAGCAUUAAAUGCAAGAUCUUGUAGAGAUUUUGGCAUAUACAUACACCUCUACAUCGUCGUCUUUUGUACUUAUCUCCGUUUAUAAAACCGAAGCACUUAACCGGCUGCUGAGCUCACAAACAUCAUCGUCUUCCACCUUUUAACAGAGAGAAAAAUCAAGAGAGAGAAAACUUCCAUUCGAGGCAGAAACAAAGAUGAGUCAGCUUGUGCGUCUAUGGCGUGGGGAUUGGAAGAAGCAGCCCAACGGAGACUGGAUUUUCUUUGAGGACCCAUCUGACUUCGGUUUCGGUGCAUUGAUCGGCGAGGGUGAAACUUUUGAGUCACUGAUGACUAUCGUUCGUAUGCGAUACCAACUGGCGAACACAACCCCUGUUGUCUUAAGCUACCAGCUUCCUGACCAUAUGCUGGUCCAAGCGGGGAGGAGGUCGCCACCGAUAACUUUAUCUACCACCGCAGACGUUGGCGUCAUGUUGACUGUCCGUGAUUGGUACGCGGAGCAAACUGUGAAUGUCACCAUCGGACCACAAAACGUCGCUAUGUAUCAUUUUCAUCGUCGUGACAACUUUGUUGUCCGCGGCAGGACCUUUGUCGUUGAUGGAAGCUCUAACGAAGAGGGGAGAAAUGCGUUCGAAGGUCUCAUGAAUGAAAGGAUUAUCGUUUGUAGUGUGAGUGUUUUGGAAGAGAUCUUUAGCGAAGAGGACAUGGUCAUCUUGCACCGUGUUGCUCUAGAGCUGAACUCUCCCAGUUACACUCGUGGUCGUCGUGCCCCUCCCCCAUCUCCGACUACCAACGGCGGUUCUACUCGAAUGGAACUUGUACUGCUGGAUGAUGACGACGAGGUGAUGGCUACUACACAAGUGAGUAAUGGAGGCCACAGUGGACUAAUCGUUGCAAACUCGGGUGAAAUGACUAUUGUUCCUGUUACGGAACAACAGCUGGAACUCCCUCUCAGCCAGCCACCCACAGCCUUUGGCGACGUCGGUCUUGAUCUCAUGGUUACAUCCCAAAACGGAAACCCCGAGAUUGACUGUGAAGGGUUCCAUGACAACUUCAUGUGGGAAAGACUCUUGGAAGAAGGAUUGCUUCAAACUGUUCAAGGUAAUAUCACCGCACAGCCCAACGAGCCCAACGAGCCCAACCAGGAGUCUCCCAAGUCUGUUCUCCGUGUGCUUAAUGGGCCUGAAGCCCAUGAUGGUGGAAACUCUUCUACUGGAUCGUCCGUCGGUGUGACAUCACUUGUGCCUGAAACCGUCCUCACCCCAGUUACUGGGACCACUUGCGGUUCAAUCUCUAGCGUCGGAACUCAGCCGGUCGGACUAAUGAGCAGUGGCAAUGCUUUACUUGCGGAGUUUGACAAGUACAUUGAGGCAAGAUCGACAAUGGCGAUGCUCUCUCCUGUUGGGCCUGGGCUUCCAGCUUCCGCAGCUUCUGCAUCGUUUGCUUCAGGCUCAAAGAGUGUUGGAUCUCCAACACUUAAGUUAACCUUGGGCCGUCCCAACCAAGCAGGCCCACCGAAGAAGGACCGUGCACCGGAGGAUUCUUCGCCGGAGGACAGCGGCAGUGGGGGGGACGGAGAUCACUCUCCAACUGACCUAUACGUUGGUAUGUACUUCAAGAGCAGAGAUGCCUUCAGGCAACAUAUGGCAUGCUACGCAAUAAGCAAAAAGUUCAAGUUCCGGUGUGAAAAAUCUGGUCCGUAUGUCACGGUCUUGUCAUGCUGCGGAAACACAUGUAAAUGGCGAGUCUAUGCAGUCCUCAUCGAGGGCACAAAUGCUUACGAGGUUAGGAAGUUAGUGAGCUCGCACAGUUGUUCAGUUGACGAGAGAGCUGGAUAUCAGAGACAGGCAACAUCUACUGUCAUCGGUGAGAUGAUGAAGCCAAAGUUUGUUGGUUCUGGUUCCGGACCAAGGCCAAUGGAAAUAAGAAACAUGAUGCGAGGGGAUCAUGCAGUUAAUAUUUCCUACUGGAAGGCUUGGCGUUCACGUGAAGCAGCAAUCGACCAAGCAAAAGGCUCGUGUGUGGCUUCUUACAAAGCACUCCCCACAUACUUGCAUAAGCUUGUAGAGGCCAACCCAGGAACAGUUGCUGAUUUAGCAACAGAAUACCAGGAGGGAGUUGGCCACCGCUUCAAAUAUAUGUUUCUCGCCAUGGGAGCUUCGAUCAAGGGUUAUCCUUACAUGCGUAAGGUGGUUGUUGUCGAUGGAACUCAUCUGAAAGGGAAGUAUGCAGGGUGUCUGCUAACAGCCUCAGCACAAGAUGGAAACUACCAGAUAUAUCCGCUUGCGUUUGCUAUAGUUGAUGGAGAAAACGACAAGUCUUGGGAAUGGUUCUUCCAGAGGCUAACAUCGAUAGUCCCAGACGAGGAAGGUUUGGUGUUUGUUUCAGAUCGUCAUGCAUCAAUAUACCAGGGACUCAGGAAGGUGUAUCCAAGUGCCGGUCAUUGUGCUUGUAUUGUCCACUUGAAGAGAAACAUAAGAACGAACUUUAAAGAAAGACACCUUGGUUACUUGGUUGCAAAGGCCGCACGAGCAUUUAGGAUGUCUGAGUUCUACUCCACUUUCAACGAGAUCAAGAAAGUCAACCCGAGAUGUGCCGACUACUUAAUUGAUCUUGGAUUAGGUCAUUGGGCAAGAUCUCAUUUCCCAGGUGCACGCUACAACAUCAUGACUAGUAACCUGGCAGAGUCAUGGAACGCAGUAUUGCGUGAAGCCAGAGAGUAUCCUGUGGUUCCGUUAAUAGAGUUCAUACGUUCUAAGCUAAUGUCAUGGUUCUCAAAGAGACGUCAGUCUCUCGAAGGUAAUAAUGCUGCCUUGGCUCCUAAGGUAUUGGAACUGCUUGCUGCCAGCUUUGAGUUGACAGGUGCAUUUGAGGUCAAGAAGGUGGACACCGGAGAGUACGAGGUGCGCGACACGAGUGGUGUCUCAUUCCUCGUAAACCUGCCUGAAAAGAGUUGCACUUGCUACCAGUUCCAGAUGCUUCGCAUACCAUGUUCACAUGCAAUUGCUUCAGCAAUACAAGCAGGGGUUAAUGUAGAAUCAAUGGUUGCAGACGUGUACAGCGUAGCAUUCAUGAAGUCUGCGUACAAGGGACAUAUAUUGCCUCCAAAAGAAUACGAGAUUCACUCGGAACUCUCUUCGGCAAUGGAAGCUCUCUACCUACAACCUCCUUCAACUAGGCGCCCACCAGGAAGGCCUCGUAAGCAGAGAUUCCUGUCCCGCGGUGAAGUGCGUAUGAAGAUAACUCGAAGGAAGACAGUGUGUAGCCGGUGCAAGGGGAUAGGUCACAACCGUGCUACAUGCAAGCAACCAAUAUGAUAUGAAUGCAGCUACAGAGGGGAUUGAAAGCAAACGGAGGUGUACGCAAAGAAGGUGGUUUAAUGGCAUGCGAAUAAAUGUUGACUUGUGUAAUAGAUGUAAUAUAUAAGUGAUGCAUGUUCUAGGCUUGGGUAUGGGGAUUUGGUUGUGCUCCGUAUUAUUAUCUUAAAUAAAGCUUCCCCCUCUUUUUUAUGUAUGUUGACUCUUAGAGAAUUUCCAUUGUGUACAAGAACCAUAUGUUAUAUGUUAUAUGGUUGGUUGCUUGCAUGGUUUUGGCAGGGUCAA
Molecule: messenger RNA, 3850 nt
Organism: Raphanus sativus (radish)
Lineage: Eukaryota; Viridiplantae; Streptophyta; Magnoliopsida; Brassicales; Brassicaceae
Exons: 8
Coding region: 446-3565 (1039 amino acids)
Molecular function (GO): zinc ion binding
Source: RefSeq, a predicted model, not a curated record